AUGGAUGUCGACAAGACGAGCUUCUACCCGCUACUGCUGGACAUCCUUACCGACAUUUCCACGUCCGCGUUCGUGGCAAUCGACCUGGAAUUAUCAGGCGUCCCUACCAAAGAAUCAUGGGUCAAGAACUCCAGCGUCGGCAAGCAGACACUCCAGGAGCGGUACCUCGAGGUCAAAGCCGCGGCAGAACGCUACCAGAUCCUCCAGAUCGGCCUGACCUGUGUCGAGCAGAAUCUCCAGGCCGGCAAGUAUACGCUGAAACCGUACAACUUCGACCUCUGUCCCAUCGUCAACGAGCGCAUAGACAUUGAGCGAGAGUUCUCCUUCUCAUCUGGCGCUGCCGAGUUCCUGCUCCGAGUUGGCUUCGAUAUGAACAGGCCAUUCGCGCAUGGCGUGCCGUAUCUCUCACGUUCGGAGACGAGGGUUGCCCGCGAGAAGUACACACUACGCCAAGACAGAUCUGCCAUUUCCGACAUCGCCCUCAAACCUACCGAGUUCGAGUCAUUGGCUUUUCUGGAGAGAGUGCGUAGCGAGAUCAACGCGUGGGUAGAUUCGAAGCACCUUGACACCCCCGAAUACCUCAACAUUGCUCCCGUUGGAUUUGGAACCAUGCUCGAUGGAGAGCCUUCAACAGAGGAGCUAUCCCGAUACGAGAAGCGUUUGGUCCAUCAGCUGGUGCGUGCCGAAUACCCGGAAUUGGUGACCAUGAGCAGGAAGGGCUUCAUUCAGAUUAUCAAAUUCGACAAAGAGCGCGAGGACAGAGUUGCAGAGGGUAAGAAGCGAGAGCACGAGGAGCGAAUUGGCCGGCAAAAGGGAUUUCGGUGGAUCAUUGAAGCAAUGCUGGGCAACAACAUCGCCAAUAUGGAUCUGAAGGAGUGCGCAAAGGACAGUGUGACUGGACAGCCCAUCUUCUACGACAGAGAUGACUUCAAGGCACAAUUUUCCCGCGCUCAGGCACUAUUGAGAAGGAACCCAGUCGUUUUGGUCGGACACAAUUGUUUCCUCGAUUUGGUCUACGUCUACCGGACUUUCAUUGGGACGCUGCCCGACACUGUCGAGGAAUUCCAGAACACGCUGCAUAGGUGUUGGCCUAUAAUCGUGGACACCAAGUACAUGUCGACACACAAUUGCGGUGAUAUCAGCCCCGCCAGCUCUCUGGAACAGAUCGCCACUCAACUCUCAGCCGAGAGAACGCCCAUUGUGGAUACAGACCCUCAACACACGAAGUACAACAACGUGGAAGCAUAUCACGAAGCGGGCUACGACAGCUUUCUCACUGCUCAGGUGGCAGUGCGACUGUCUGCCAAGCUUGAACGCCAGGGAGCAUACAUUGACGUGGACAAGCAAACUCCACAGUCCACUUCUCGACCGCAGGAUGUCACCAAUGGAGUCUCCCACAUGAAGCUGUCUCAGAGUCCGGAGGCCGAUGGUAGUGUCAAGGUGAAUGGAAACGCAGGAGAUGCGCCAGUGGAGGGAUUCACGCCUUCUGUUGUUGGUGGCAAGUGGAAAAGGGUUGGUGAUCCUACGCUUGGCCCACCCGCGAAAGACGAUCCCUUCGAGUAUAAUCCUAGAGACCUUCAGCAUCGGUAUAAGAGAGAGGCUGUCACGAUUCCUGGUGGCGUGCCGGUCUUUGGAAGCGACUUCUGGAGAGUCUACGGCAACAAGCUCCGUGUCUUUGGGACUCAGGAAGGUGUGUGCAUUCUGGACGAGCAGGAGUCACCUUCAGGUUCAGAUGAUGGAGGGGUGGAUGUGUGA
This is a messenger RNA of Lecanosticta acicola, 1755 nucleotides long. Lineage: Eukaryota; Fungi; Ascomycota; Dothideomycetes; Mycosphaerellales; Mycosphaerellaceae. The record is from the annotation of a GenBank genome assembly.